AUGGAAAAAGGCUCUGCCUUUGGUUUAAAAGCAAAGAUCCUACUAAUUUGCUUCAUUAAGAUAUGGGAAGAGACUAUGCUCCCAUCACCAACUCAGUCCUGCACCUUUAAAAAGAAGAAAAGGGAAAAAGAUCACAAGCACGAGCAUGCAUUGCAAGUACUGGCCAUCACCUGGCCCACUGUCCCUUUCCCAGGGGCGCGGGCGGCCCGGGCAGUCCCGCAGCCAGCGAGCCGGGCGCGCAGCCGCCCACUUGCUCUGUGCCCGCCGCAGCCGAACCCGGCCCCCGCGGGAGCCGAACGGAGAGCGGGGAUCGCGAGCCCCGGCCAGAGCGAGCGCGCGCGGCCGCUGCCGAGUCGGCACCUGGAGGACAUGGAGGAAAGGCCGGCAGAGACCAACGCCAGUGUGGACGACUCAGCGCCCCCCUCGGUGGCCCAGCUGGCCGGGCGAUUCAGGGAGCAGGCAGCCGCUGCAAAGGAGACACCAGCCAGUAAACCAACAAGAAGGAAACCACCCUGCUCCCUCUCUCUGUUCCCCCCCAGGGUAGAGCUGGGCCAGAAUGGUGAAGAGAAGUCACCGCCCAAUGCAAACCACCCUCCUAAAGUCAAGGUGAAGAGCUCGCCUCUGAUCGAGAAGCUCCAGGCCAAUUUAGUCUUUGAUCCAGCGGCCCUGCUGCCUGGGGCCUCACCCAAGAGUCCCGGACUCAAGGCCAUGGUGUCACCAUUUCACAGCCCGCCUUCUACCCCCAGCAGCCCUGGCGUGUGGUCUCGGGCCAGCGAGCCAGAGGAGGUGCCCGUCAGCUUUGACCAGCCUCCUGAAGGCACUCAUCUGCCCUCUUACAAUAAGGUGCGGACAAGGGGCUCCAUAAAAAGGCGCCCUCCCUCCAGGCGAUUCCGAAGGUCCCAGUCGGAGGACUGUGCGGACCUGGGGGGGCUCAGGGCCGAGGAGUCCUCCCAGGAGAAUGGUGCCAAGGAAGAGAAUGGGGACGAGGUGUUCCCAGCCAGGAGCAAGACCCCAGGAUCCCCUCCUCUGAGGAGGACGCCCAGCAGGACAGAGAAGCAGGAGGAGAAAGGCAGGGCCUUGAGGGUAGCCCAGCAGCACGAAAAGGCCGUGGGGAGCUCCGAGGAGGGGGCCAGCCGGCGUCCAGCCCGAGCCUCCAGCCCAGAGGCAGAGGACGGGGGUGGGAGCCCCAGGGAGGAGAAACCGGUUGAAAAGCAGAUGGAAGAGCCUACGGAGGUGAAGGAAAGGGCGGCCAGCGAAGAGGAGGAGCCUGGACAAAGGAGCCGAGACACAAAAGGGCUGGAGGAGGGAGCUGUGGGGGAGGAGACCCCCCAAAACCCCCCUGGAGGAGGGGAGGGCGACCACAGUCCCGAGCAGGCAGCUGGCAAGGAAAAGCAAGAUGAGGGGACCAUCCUCGAGCCAGGCUGUGACCCUGGCACUGGUCAUGCCCAGCCGGACACUAGCACUGAGGUCCCCAAGACGGAGGAUAAUACCCCUGUCCAGGACACUAAAAUGUGAAGAAGAUCUCUUUGUGCCUAGUGAUGAAGUUGCUGGAGCCGUGUCCUUGAAGUAGCAGCAAUGAUUGUAGCAGCAGCAAAGGAAGCCAUCGCAGAAACAGGAUGGGCUGAGGGUCUGGAGUCAGCCUGAGGACACAGGGUGAAAUUU
Mesoplodon densirostris (Blainville's beaked whale) is the source of this 1662-nucleotide messenger RNA. RefSeq names its product RCSD domain containing 1 (gene RCSD1). Gene Ontology annotation, cellular component: WASH complex; early endosome. Gene Ontology annotation, biological process: retrograde transport, endosome to Golgi; skeletal muscle contraction; protein localization to endosome. The record is from RefSeq and is a predicted model, not a curated record. Bases 1 to 1515 code for a protein of 504 amino acids. Gene Ontology annotation, molecular function: phosphatidylinositol phosphate binding; actin filament binding; retromer complex binding. Lineage: Eukaryota; Metazoa; Chordata; Mammalia; Artiodactyla; Ziphiidae. The transcript has 10 exons.